Messenger RNA from Adineta steineri, 587 nucleotides. The record is from the annotation of a GenBank genome assembly. Lineage: Eukaryota; Metazoa; Rotifera; Eurotatoria; Adinetida; Adinetidae.
CGGCAACAUCUUGUACAAAACAAAUGGAUUCAACAAAUACAAAUGAUGAAUUUAAAAUUAAUGGAACUGGAUCAAAUCCAUAUUGCAUGGUUACAAAUAAUACAAAAAUAGUUUAUGAUGAUCAGCCAAUUGAACGUAAAAAUGCAAAAUCAACAUUAAAUCAAAUUGGUUACAUCGAUGUUGGUGGUUUAAAAAAACCAUUAAAAAAAAUUAGAGGAAUGGUUGAAUUACCAUUAGAACAACCACAAUCAUUUAUAACAACUGGUGUUAAACUGUCACAUGACAUCCUUCUCAUUGGACCACCUGGCACAGGUAAAGUAUUGAUGGUACGUGCAGUGGCAAAUGAAACAGGUACCUUCUUCGUCUUAAUUAAUGGCUCAGACAUAAUGUCAAAAUCAACUAAUGAAGCCUACUCUAGUUUAAGUAACGCAUUUGAAGAGAACAAUUUGAAGAAAUCAAAGAAAUCUUCAGCUAUCAUUGUCAUCGAUCAAUUCGAUGUAAUUGCUUCAAAACGUGAAGAAACACAUGGCGAAAGUGAACGUCGUGUUGCAUCAAAAUUAUUAAAAUUAAUGGAUGAACUUAAAUAA